This is a messenger RNA of Heteronotia binoei (common prickly gecko), 1904 nucleotides long. It is a transcript of the gene DCAF4, whose product is annotated as DDB1 and CUL4 associated factor 4. NCBI's taxonomy places the organism in Eukaryota, Metazoa, Chordata, Lepidosauria, Squamata, Gekkonidae. Gene Ontology annotation, cellular component: Cul4-RING E3 ubiquitin ligase complex. The transcript has 12 exons. The record is from RefSeq and is a predicted model, not a curated record. Bases 1 to 1497 code for a protein of 498 amino acids. Gene Ontology annotation, molecular function: protein binding.
AUGUAUGUUAAUGUUGCUUCAUUUUUGCCAUUUUUAAGUAGGCAUGAACAAGAAUUGCAAACCUUACAGAAUCCAGGUACAAGCCAAAAUGAAUAUCCCUCUACAUCUUCUGGCAUGUGCCAGAGCAAUCCAGUACCUGAAUUACCAGGUUUUUACUAUGAUCCUGAAAAGAACCGUUACUUCCGCUUGCUUCCUGGGCAUAACAAUUGCAACCCUCUCACCAAAGAAAGCAUUCAGCACAGGGAGACAGAAUGUCAAAGACUGAAACUCUUAGAAGAGGAAGAGAAACACAUGAGGAAAACAUCCAGAUUUGGACUGAACUCAUCAAUCAUCUUACGUAAGAGGCAGUUAGGCUUGUUUAGUUCUCUUAGUUAUUGCAGGCUGAUCCAUGAAUUAAAGGUGAAUUGCAUGCAGAGAAGAAAAAUAGAAAUUGAAAGUCCAGAUUCUUCAAUUUCUGGGAGCAACAAUUUUAAACUGAUAGCGGCAGAUGCAGCCUGUGAGAGGAUAUUCACUGUAAAUGAUGUAGACCAUGGAGGGUGUAAAUAUGGAAUUGUUGACCUCAGUGGCUUGGGAAAAGAUUCUCUUACUGUGGAGAUGUACGACAAUCUCUACUUCACAAAUCGCAAGGUGAAUUCUGUGUGCUGGGCUUCACUAAGUCAUCCGGAUUCUCAUGUUUUGCUGUGCCUCAUGGGUGUUGCAGAAACUUUGGGCUGUGCUAGUCUACUCCCUGCUUACUUGUUUACCAGCUCUAACUCAGGAGACCAACCUGGAAUGCUGUGCAGUUUCAAGAUCUCCACUGCCUGGUCCUGUGCUUGGUGUUUGAAUCCUCAGGCUGAUAACUGCUUUAGCACAGGUUUAACCCACCGAGUUCUUGUGACCAAUGCAAUGACGGGUCAUCGGCAGACAUUUGGCACUAGCAGUGAUGUGCUUGCACAGCAGUUUGCUGUCCAGACUCCAGUACUAUAUAAUGGUUGUCGUUCAGGUGAGAUUUUCAGCAUUGACAUCCGUCAGCGCAGCCAUAAAGGUCAAGGUUGGAAAGCUGUCCGUCUCUUCCAUGAUUCAGCAAUCACAUCCGUUAACCUUCUGAAAACUGAGCAGUAUCUCAUGGCUGCUGAUAUGGCAGGACAGAUAAAACUGUGGGACCUGAGAAAACUGAGAUGUGUGAAAGAGUAUAGAGGCCAUCACAAUGAACAUGCCAUUCUCCCUUUGCAUAUAAACGAGGAAGAAGGGCUUCUUACAGCAGUGGGUCAGGAUUGCUACACCAGAAUAUGGAGUCUUCAAGAUGCUCAUUUGCUCAGGACUAUCCCUUCUCCAUAUCCAUCUUCCAAGGACUCCAUCCCAAGUGUAGUGUUCUCAUCACAGCUUGGAGGCACCCGAGGUGUUCCUGGGUUGCUGAUGGCUGUCAGACAAGAUCUCUAUUAUUUCUCUUAUAAAACAGAUGAUCCAUACUGCUUGGAUACCAAAGACAUGGUUCAUCCCACUUUCAUUAGUGACUAAGAUGAAAAAAAAUGCAAUGCUUGCCUGUCCUGAAACUGUUGCACUGGCAUGGAUUUGGAGCUUUUCAUCUUCUGCAUUUCACCUGCAUUUCUUCUUCUCAAGAACUCUGAUGAGCUGAUAAUUUGGACUAUUGAGUAGUUUGUGCUCUUUCCAAUCAGUUAAUUUAUUUGUUUCGUAUAUAUUGUCAAUUGCAGAUGUUUGAAACUACCAGAAUAUUUCUAUAUCCUCUGCACGCUACCCAUAUUGCGCUCUUGCUCUUUUAAUCAUGUAAUGGGAAACUAUAUAGAACUUACCUAGAUAUUAAAACUGAAGUACGGGAGGUAGCAUUUAAAGUAAUGCAUUUCACCAUCAAUGAUAGCAACCUGUAAAAAUGUUGUUUUCAAUAAAGCAAGUGGUGGGCAGGAAAA